Molecule: messenger RNA, 3157 nt
Organism: Impatiens glandulifera
Lineage: Eukaryota; Viridiplantae; Streptophyta; Magnoliopsida; Ericales; Balsaminaceae
Product: cyclin-dependent kinase G-2
Exons: 6
Coding region: 520-2769 (749 amino acids)
Biological process (GO): regulation of mitotic cell cycle; protein phosphorylation
Cellular component (GO): nucleus
Molecular function (GO): ATP binding; cyclin-dependent protein serine/threonine kinase activity
Source: RefSeq, a predicted model, not a curated record
AAAAAAGGGGCCACCUUUUUUAUACUGCGAUUGUAUAGCGGGGCGGCUAUCCCCCAAUCUUCUUCGUCUGGUUCUUGGAUUGAAGAGAUUUUUCUCUUAGCUGCGUAUAAACUCCCGCCUACCUUUCGUCUCUCUUCUCUCUGAAGAUCGUACACCAAAUCACCGAGGUUUUGGAGUCUUCAAUCGAGGGAUACCGUUGCUAAAGUCUGUCAUCUAGGGUUUGUCUUUCUUUUUCGAUUUCUUUCUCAUCUUUAUUGUUUUCCCUAGGAGUUCCUCUUCAUUCUUUUCCAUAUUCGGAAUUGUAUUGUUUCGAAGAGGAGAAUUCCUGGCAUCGAUUGCUUCUUCUAGUUUUCAAUUGUUAGUUUGCUUCCAGAUCUAGGUUUUAUUUUAAGAAUAUUGUUAUUGUUUGUGAGGAUUGUCUUCGUGUCUAGGGUUAGGAUUUCCAUCCGGUAUUUCAAUUUAUACUAGUUAUCAAAAUCAGGGAUCGCUCACAAGAUCUUUGGGUUUUUAUAUACAUUUAUGGCGGCUGGAAGAUAUGGAGCCUAUCGCGAUGAAGAAUUCAAGGACCGUGAAUCUGAAAUUGGGAUUUCUAUGCGGGAUUUUUCUUAUUCAAAAAAUGAUUACGAUAGUAGGCAAGGCGAAUUUAGUAAUGGUCAAGAUACAGGGAGGAGGAUGAAAGAUAGGGUUAAGCAUAGGCAGAAGGAUGUUAAAGAGAGGGAUACAAUAGAUGGUGGGUAUCGCUCCGCUUCAAGCAGAAGCGGAGACUCUGGAAGUAGUAGUGGAGGUGGAGGUGGUGGUGGUGGUGGUUCUAGGAAGAAUAGCCAUUUGGUAAGAGUGGUGGAUAAAGAACCUGGUGAAUUGUCUAGUGAGAGUGGUUCUGACGAGGCUACUGAUUCAGAGUUGCAGGUUAAAGCAAAGGGACGUCCGAAGGGAGAGAAUCGGAGUAAGGCGCCUGCUGAAAACAAGAAAAGGAAGUUUUCACCUAUUGUUUGGGACAGAGAUGAAAAGGAGACAACCAAUCCGUUGAAGAACAAGUCUCCUCUGGCUAUUACUGUCAAUUCUUCUGUGCCGCAGCCUCCUAAAUCUAAUGAACAGUUGUCUGAGCAUAUUCAGGACACAACAGUUGGUAUUUCUCCCAAAAGGGAGACUGAUUCUGAUGAUCUUCCUAACAACCCACCCGUAGAGUUAGAACCGCAUGCCUCUGUUGCUGCAGUGUCUCCAGUUCAGCAGCAGCAGUGGGGUAACUACCAGGAACCAGAACCAUUGGAUGACGAUGAUUAUGUUCCAGCCCGGAAUAUAUUGGCCUCUCGAUGGGCAGGGGAUGCCAAUUCACCUGCUGAUGAAGGUGAAAUUUCAGAAGAGGAAUUGCCAACAAGGGUGAAGAGGUCACUUCCAGAGUCUGUUGCAAUCAAGAGGCACAAGAAAUCAUUGACUCCUGAGUUUGGGGAGUUAAAAGCUGGAUCUGAUAUAGAGAAAACAAAAUCGUCCGGAUCUGAUGAAAAUGGUUACAAUGUCAGAUCUUCUGGAAGAGAUGAUUGCCCUGACACUGACUUUCAUAGAAGUGAUUACAUGGACAUAGAUGAGGGACGCAUGAAAAAUAGAUCUAGUGGUAGCGAGUCGGAUACUGAGUCUGAUGAAAUGGAGGUUUCAAAAUCUACUCCCGAACCUGAUACCCCGCCCCAAAGAAUGGUAAAUAUGCUUCAAGGCUGUAGAAGUGUUGAUGAAUUUGAGAGACUGAAUAAGAUAGAUGAAGGAACUUAUGGAGUAGUUUAUAGAGCUAAAGAUAAGAAAACUGGAGAAAUUGUUGCACUGAAAAAGGUGAAGAUGGAAAAAGAAAGAGAAGGUUUUCCUUUGACUUCUUUGAGGGAAAUAAACAUUCUUCUUUCUUUUCAUCACCCGUCGAUUGUGGAUGUCAAAGAAGUUGUGGUUGGAAGCAGUCUUGAUAGCAUUUUUAUGGUAAUGGAGUACAUGGAACAUGAUCUAAAGGGUUUGAUGGAGACAAUGAAGCAACCGUAUAGCCAAAGUGAAGUUAAGUGUCUGAUGAUCCAGCUGUUAGAAGGCAUUAAAUAUCUUCAUGACAAUUGGGUGCUUCACCGUGAUCUGAAGACAUCCAACCUUCUUUUAAAUAAUCAAGGUGACUUGAAAAUCUGUGACUUUGGGUUAGCUCGGCAAUAUGGAAGCCCAUUGAAGCCAUACACGCAUUUGGUGGUAACCUUGUGGUAUAGGUCACCUGAACUUUUACUUGGAGCAAAACAGUAUUCAACAGCAAUUGACAUGUGGUCAUUAGGUUGCAUUAUGGCUGAACUAUUGUCAAAAGAACCUUUAUUUAAUGGGAGAACUGAGGUUGAUCAACUCGACAAGAUUUUCAGAACUCUUGGCACCCCAAACGAAACAAUCUGGCCCGGGUUCUCCAAGCUUCCUGGCGUCAGGGUGAACUUUGUCAAGCACCAGUAUAAUCUAUUACGCAAGAAAUUUCCAGCCACGUCUUUCACUGGAUCACCAGUUCUCUCCGAUGCUGGUUUCGAUUUACUGAAUAAACUUCUAACUUAUGACCCUGAGAAGAGGAUUACAGCUGAAGCUGCUCUCAACCACGAGUGGUUCCGUGAAGUUCCCCUGCCAAAGUCUAAAGAAUUUAUGCCUACAUUUCCUGCACAACAUGCACAAGACAGGCGUUUGCGGAGGAUAAUGAAGAGUCCAGAUCCUUUGGAAGAGCAGCGGCGCAAGGAGUUGCAACAAGCAGAUCUAGGGACGGGUGGUCUGUUUGGCUGAGAAAGCAACUUAAGGCUUGUUCUCCAUGUUCUGGUGUACUGCUUUAUUAACUUGAUCUUUUGGUGUUAGAGGUGAUAGCUGUUCAUUGAAAGGAGGAAGAUGCAAUUGUUUGUCAAGUCACACAUGUUAUUUUGCAGCUGACUACUUUGAUGAUCUUGGUGAAGAGAAAUAUUUUUGCCUCUACAUGUCAAGCCCGCCUUUCAAUUAAUAUAGAAAUCCAUCUGACUUUUCUUGUUCUGCAAGGUGUGACAUUUGCUUUCUUACUAUGAAGCAACUUGCAUAUGUAACAUAUUUCCUAUGGCACUGUAACAUUUUGCUUUGGUUAAAUAUUCAGAAUUUGAUUUCAAUUACCAUAUCAAUAUGGAGUUAAUGAAGGAUAGCUUUUAUA